Molecule: messenger RNA, 420 nt
Organism: Chironomus riparius
Lineage: Eukaryota; Metazoa; Arthropoda; Insecta; Diptera; Chironomidae
Source: the annotation of a GenBank genome assembly
AUGACAGGAUAUAAUGGUCUUUUUCAAAACCUCAUGCCAGACCUCUACAGUCCAGGCAGAAACAACGAUGAUCAUCGAAAUCAUUCAACAGACUGGACUUCGUCCGAAAGACGUGAGUCAGACCAUCGCUAUACAUCACUCAACAACAGUGACUUCAACAACAGCAAUUCAGGUCGAUAUUUACACAACAGCAGCAACAGCCACAAUUAUGGAGGAAACUCAUCAACAAGUAACAGUUCAGGUUCAUCAAAUGAUGACUCAAACAGUGGUUCUGGAUCAGGUAGACGGUCAUGGCUGCAAUGUGAUUAUGAAAGUGAAAGAAAGUCUGGAAAUCAAAAUUCACUUCCUUAUACAAGAUAUCGUCCGCCGAGUGAUGAAAAUAAGAAAAGAGAUCGACUAAGUACGCAUUUUAGAAUAUAA